Molecule: messenger RNA, 6030 nt
Organism: Lineus longissimus
Lineage: Eukaryota; Metazoa; Nemertea; Pilidiophora; Heteronemertea; Lineidae
Product: zinc finger protein Gfi-1b-like
Exons: 4
Coding region: 137-1663 (508 amino acids)
Source: RefSeq, a predicted model, not a curated record
AGGGAGGGCGGUCCAGAGAUUUCGUCAAUCGCGAGGCGAGAGUGCACGCACGCGGACGGAUUGCGGACACGGAUUACUAUACCUGCAGACCAGAUUUCUUGGACAUUUUUAUUGUUGCAUCACUGCAUCGUUUUGCAUGUCACUUUUGAAGGAUACAACGGACUUUAAGAUGCCGCGGUCGUUUUUGGUGAAAAGUAAGAAGUUUUUCCAUCACCAUGCUGGAGAAGAGUCUGCGGAUGCAGUGGGUAGUGCCUUCACUGUUGUCACACCGAAGACAAGAGAAAGAGAUGUAGUAGAUGGACGACUUGCGGGCAGCCCGAUCAGUGCCAGUACGGCUAGUCCUCAGAGGUCGCCGCUGUACUACGGACCCCCUUACCACCUACCACAGAUCUAUGACGGUCAUAUACCAGUCAAGCCAUACUUGCCGCUCUACCCCUGGGCUGCAGAGGACCUUAGUCAUUAUACACAAGCGCUUUCAACCUUGCCACGAUCAGGUGAUCACCUCAAAUACUUGAUGAAACACGCCGACAACAAAUACAGCUACGCAGACCUCUACCGAACUCAUCUAGCCACCUCAGACUUCCACAACCUAGUAAAGAACUUCCACCAACUCGAACGCCAGUACCUCACCUGGCAGAACAACAACUAUUUCAAAGACCAAUCCUCGGAGAAAACGUUAGAAAAGCCAAUCUUCCCGAAUGUACCUUUAAAUUUACGCCAAGAGGAAAAAAUACAAGACACUGAUAGUACAGGUUCUUUCGAAUGCGUCAAAUGUAAUAAGAUGUUUAGUACGCCGCAUGGGCUAGAAGUGCACGUGAGACGCUCACACAGCGGCAAGCGUCCGUACGCUUGCGACGUCUGCAACAAGACUUUCGGGCAUGCGGUCAGCCUGAGCCAACACCGGGCCGUGCAUACCCAGGAAAAAAGCUUUCAGUGCAAGCAAUGCGGAAAGACAUUUAAGAGGAGUUCGACCCUUUCGACUCAUCUGCUCAUUCAUAGUGAUACUCGGCCCUACCCCUGUCAAUAUUGCGGGAAGCGAUUCCACCAAAAGUCUGACAUGAAGAAGCACACGUAUAUUCAUACUGGAGAGAAGCCCCACAAGUGUCUUCAAUGCGGCAAGGCUUUCAGCCAAUCCUCCAACCUCAUUACCCACAGCCGAAAACACACCGGCUUCAAGCCUUUCUCAUGCGACCGAUGCGGCCGGGCCUUCCAGCGCAAGGUUGACCUCAGACGCCAUGUGGAGACCCAGCAUUCCCCACCAGGGUCCGUGACUGCUAUUGAUAGCCACGGAAAUAUCACUGUGUCGCCGGGUGUCCCGCCGAAGACGCCGUCUCCAUCAACUCUGACUGCUCUUAGACAGUCGCCUCCACCCCAAAUGAGCGCACCACCAGCUCAUAGCCCACAAAUGAGCAGUUUCAGGCCUUCACCGCCACCGAUGACGGGUAUGAGACCCUCACCCCACCUACAUCUACCCGGAUUGUCUUCUUCACCACCUCAGCUUACGGGCCAGCGCCCAUCGCCCCCACCAUGCCCGCCACUGCGACCAAGCCCGACGAUGCACUCCGCCAUGAAGCAUGAUCUUUCGACCAUGCACUCUGUCAACCAGGAUCUCUCUGGCCAUAUAGCCCCGCUAGCACUGACUACAAACCGGUUAUCAGUCUGAGGGAGUAGCGAAGGAAAUUAACAGGAAUCUAGGAACAGGCGUGGCCUUGAGACCCGCAUCAACAGAGACCUGUCCUCGCAGGACGACCUGCGCAUGUUCGAAACGGACUGGACUUUGGAGCGUCGAACAGGUUGAAGCUAUAAAUCGAUGAUGGCUAGAUGUGAUAGAUACUGGAGCCACAGCUCCGAAAAUAUUUCAACGAGAAGGCUCGAAACAAGGGCCAGAGAUUCUUACACGGAAAUGAACAUUUGCCCAUCGAACAGUUUGCUUGUCACCGAUUGCAAUGUGCUACUUUUCGAGAAAAGGCAAACUCACAGAAGCGCUUUUUUCAGAAAUGACUAUGACUAUGAUCAUGACUAUACAGUAGUUUUGAAAUCAUCAUCCGCUUUUAGUCACGCAUGACCGGAAGCGGAAUCCAUAUAAAUUUACAUAGCUUUUCAAUGCAAACCGUUAAGAAUACUUUGUCCUUAUGGCAUUGGUAGCUGAUAAAACCUUUUGAGCAUUUUGUGCUAAGGGUAAGAAAUCUGUAAAAUUUUGCUCUGGUUGAUUUUGAAAGGUAUCCUUCAAACGAAACCUAAGAUUUAUUUGACUUUCUGUUGCAUUUCUUUUCAUGCAUUUCUAACUUUUAUUUAUCUUUUAUUUGUAUCUUUUAUUAUUGCUAAUUUAAUUAUUUGUUUCAUAACUGCCUUAGGCGUUGAACGGCCAUCGGGCUUUAAUCAUAUAAAAUUAUUAUUUAAUUUCCUGCAGCAACAACAUGAACGUGACUAUUGGCCAUCCACCAGGGUCGAAAUUGGUACGCAAUUUUGGAUUACGUCAUCACAUUUUGUGUGAUUAGUAUUCAGCUUAUUUGAGAGUUCGUUGGGUGCAAAUGCCAGAGAGGUCAUUUAGAAAGUUAUCAAACUAAAUGAUUUUACCCUCAUAUGAUAUUCUACGCUGUUGCAGAGAAAGGCAUAACAAUGGUUCCCAACCCGCCAAAAUUGAGAAAACAAAUCGAUUUUGUCGGCAUGAUAUAUAUUUCAUCGCUUGCAGAAAGUCAUUCCAUAAUAUCGAAUCAAAAAUCAUUAUUUUUGUUCCACACCGCCUUAUUGGGGCCGAAAAAACUAUAGCUAAUCAAAUUAUUUAUUUUGCAUGAAUAUAUUAAGGGGAAAAGGCGAAAAGUAAGAAUUCGGUGAGGUUGUUUUCUGUGCUAAGUUUUCGCUUGGUCUUUUGGUUCGGGGACAGAGCGGAUGUUCUCAUUCUUGGUGUGAGAAACCGUGUUUACUGUUUAAAACAAGAAAACAUACAACACGAAGAAAAAUCACUCCCCAAAGUGGACUUGACUCUCGAAAAUGUGACAUUUCGUGGUUGACCCAUCAUUAACUGUGGCUUUCUGAUGUUCGUGUGUGACCGACAUAUGUCAACAAACUACAUUUAAUGAAUUUGUUGCCCAUCCAAGAACGAUUAGGUAUCAAUGAUAGUUUACACAAAUUAUGUGCUCUAAUCAUUAUUUGGACUAAAUUGAUGGAAAAGAGGCAAACAUGGUUGAUGGCAAUUACUGUACCUAACAGGGCUUGUUUUAGGAUGAGACGAUUUAUAAGUGUGUUUCAAGCCUUCGGCAAUGCGAUAUGGCAGAUGUAAUUAGAUAAAGACAAUAGGCUUCAUGCAAACUUUUGAUGAAUGAAAGCUUUGUUAAAAAUGGGUAUCGUCUGGAAACUUAAUUUUGUCGGGAAUUUUUACUCUUUUCUGCGCAUCUUUUCAAACAUACUGAUGGUAUGACAAACUUCUUUCGUGUAUUGUCGAAAAAAAGCUGUUCUUGGGAACCCGAUCUUUUUAUGUCCCUAACGAAUGGUUUUUAUAUUCUCAGUGCUUUUACCCGCCGAAUGUCUUCUACAAGUCUACAUCUUGUUGCGGCCUUUCUCUUACGAACAAUAUAAAAAAUUCCUAAUCAUGGCCCUAACCAUCAAGCAACAAAAGUAAGAUUCUGUCGAACGUUUCUUUUGUCUAUAAGUUGGUUUCCAGGGCCCAACUUUCAAAAGCCAAGGACGUUGGUCAGUUUGGCGUUUCUAUCAGAUCUCUACUUUGUAUAUCAUCCUAAUAAAUCUUAAUCACGGCCGCCAUCAGCAAGCAAGAUUCAAACAAAACAAGCCACUUCGCCUAGACUGAUAUAAUUAUGUUUUUACACAUUGCCAUUUGGGAAAUAAUGAGAGAAUUAUUCAGCUCAUUUGUGCUCAUCCCGCAGUGAAUUGCCGCCAUUACAGCGCCGGGCCAUCCGUGUUUGUCCUGCCAUGUGAACUAUAGACAAUAACAAUCACACAAGCACUAAAUGUAUGACAAUAAAUCAUUUCCUAUAUAUCUCACCAGUAAUCUUUCGUUGGCUCUUGCUGUCAGCAUCUGACUCUGAUACAGAGCCAUGUUUUUUCCAAAAAUAUUUGGCCGCACUCGGUGUUUGGGGUUAUGGUGUUUCAAACUGUUCACGUAAGGCCUAAAAGUACCCAACUCGUCAUAAAUUGGAUUUUUACUUUUCACAAAUCAGAUCAUUUCACGUUCAUAUGUACAUCUAGAUUUAGCUAAGGUUCGAACUACUUCAAGAGUUAUUUGGCAGCGAUUUGGUAAUGGGCCAGUUCGGCUACAGAGGCCUGAAGAAAGACUCUGGGUUGACCAACAGAAAAAGCAAGCUGGCAAAGAUCAGAACUUCAUGCGUCAUUUACAGACAUGCACGUAUUUAAAUAUUGUAUUCCCAAUUUUUUUUCUCGGACCUUUUUCGUCUGGGUUAAUCUUGCCUGGAAUUCGAUGUUAAUUUCAUCUGUCCUUUUGAUCACUGCUGUGACCUCGACCAUAGUACUAAAUCUCUCCACAACACAGUGCAUGCUGAUAACACACUGCAGAGAUUUAACAAAUCUUGAUCCAUCCCUUCGAGGAAUCAAAUAAUUAGGUUACGAAAUGCAAUACCAUACUCCACAAACCCCAUUUACCUCUCUCACCCACGAUAAAAUCUAAUAUUAAUUCGAGAUUCCCUAUUAAUGCAUUGGUUUCACACUCCCCAGGGGUUGCCAAAUACCAUAAACGACCACUGUAACGGUUAAUGCUUUAAUAGAGCGGCCCAUGUUUCAGUUUUGUAAUAAUUUUAAUCGAGUAAUGCGAAAAUAAACGCGGUUAAUAAGACGAUUGAGAAGAUGACAUUGAUGGCUAUCGUGGAGGUUUUGUAAUCAGCCAUCUGGAUGGGUUGUCGGCGCGUGCUCAGUGAUGAGAGACACGAGUUAGUCGGAAAUCACACCAUUUUGUAACUUUCCGUGUGUUAUUUUGUCUCCUGAAAUUGCUAUUCGGAUCUCAAUGUUGACGUAGUUUUGCUUACACUAAUUUACAUGAAAGACUGGUUGCAGCUCCGGGAUGUCACUCGACUCCCACAGCUCCCUCACACAAUCGCCCUGUCUAUAUAAAUACGGUUAGAUUUUAACUGCAGUAUCAUGGAAGACAAAACCAUCGUAAUUACUGUGUCAACGCCCCGAACCAAAUGUUGUCCUCUGAAUAUUUUCGAGUGAAGUCAGAAGGCAAAACGUAACAAUGUUAUUUACUGCCAAUCUUAUUGUCCGUUCUUGCCGAAUCAACUGCCUAUAUGUUCACUUUUGCCUAUUUAUUUUCAUUGUGUUCAGUAUCUUUCAAUGGUUGCGAUUAUUUUCCGGAAAACCACUUUCUGGCUUCAUGUAUUUAUUUCGAUUUUGUGUUCUAGCUUUGCGUAAAAUAGCAGAGUAGAUUAGAUUAGAAAAGAUGGCCGAACGACGGCCAUCUCUAUUUAACUCCACUCAAACCUAUGACGUCACUAGGUAUAUAGUGUGCAUCGUCAUUAAAACCUGUGUUCAUCUGUGUGUUAUUUUUGCAUUUAAUUUAAUCAUUGUGUUCAGUUUGACUUUCUAUUUAUUUUUUUCUUGUGUAAUUAACUUAUAGACGCGCUACUGUACUGCCCUUAGAUGAAAAACAUGUACAGAAUAUUUAUGAAAAUAGCUACGACUCUUAGAGAAGAAAGCCAUUGUCUACCGAUUUAUCGGCAAAUAUAAAGAAUACUAAAACCUGAAUGAAAUGAACUACAAAACUGUACAUUACAAUCUGCAGCCCCAAUGAUGAUAAAAGGUAGCAACUCCAAAGGAGAUGAAAUGGAGUUACUGCCUUUUCCCACAGUAGGCCUCGAAGCUCCAUGUUGAAGAUUCUCGUUGUAUUCUCGUGGUACAUGUUUCUGUAUUUCAAGAUCUCGUUAACUUUUCGAUGAUGUGCAAACAGUAUUAAUAUCUGUAAUUAUCUGUAUAUUCAUGAUAUAAAUAGAGUAGAUUAUAUGCUGUUGUAUUUAAUGAGAUAUUUUCUACGGUGCAAUAGGAUAAUAGAAUUGGGAAUGAAGG